This is a messenger RNA of Esox lucius (northern pike), 2277 nucleotides long. RefSeq names its product cell division cycle 6 homolog (S. cerevisiae) (gene cdc6). The coding region runs from base 221 to 1927 and encodes 568 amino acids. Gene Ontology annotation, biological process: mitotic DNA replication checkpoint signaling. The record is from RefSeq and is a predicted model, not a curated record. Gene Ontology annotation, cellular component: nucleus. Gene Ontology annotation, molecular function: ATP binding; DNA replication origin binding; ATP hydrolysis activity. NCBI's taxonomy places the organism in Eukaryota, Metazoa, Chordata, Actinopteri, Esociformes, Esocidae. The transcript is spliced from 9 exons.
CAAAAGGGACGAAUCAGGCGUCAGCGCCAAAAAUCCAGCUGACUGGGGGAGGAGUUGUGGAGAUAUUUGGCGCUAGUUUGGUUUUUACAGUAGUCUUGCAGAGUUUGAAGAGUGAGCGGCAGAAUAUACUACAACAUUUAAUGAGAAUCACUAUUCGGAUACUUAAAAACAAACAAACAAACAAAAAAACAAACAACGAAAGCAAGAUCUUGACGCCGACAUGCCCAGCACCCGCUCCCGGACCCAGCCCACCCUCCCGUUCCCCCGGUGCAAGUCGUCCAGGGUGGCCCCCAAAAGCACCCGCUCCAAGAGCGCCCCCCAGCCAGAUGACGCCCAGGCCCCCUGCCCCGCAGGGCCCAAGCCCUGUCCCGAGUGGAUACAACACGUGUCUCUCUCCCCUAGAUGCAAGCCUCCCAAAGCCACGCCUCUGUCCCCGAGAAUCCCCCUCAGCCCCCGCAAACGCACAGGGGACGAGAAUGGCUGUAACCUCAGUGCCGACCUGCUUGGGUCUCCCCCCAAACAGGGCCGCCUGGCCCCUACGGCCCCCCGCAGGCUGGGCUUCGAUGAGAACACCCCCGGGUUGUCCCCGAGGAGACUGCUGACCCCGCUGUCCCCCAAGCGGCAGCCCCUUGCCCCCACCAACUGCCCCGGGUCCUCCCCAAGCAGACGGCAGGAGACUCCCAUUGGAGGCGCCCGUUGUCCUCCCCGCUCAGAGAAGGCCAUGCCGGUUGUCCGCCUGUUCGCUGAAAAGUCUAAGUACCACAGUGUGAAGCAGGCCCUUCACACAGCCGUCCCAGAGCGCCUCCUGUCCAGGGAGGCUGAGCGGGCCUCCAUUCGCUCCUUUCUGGAGGACAAGGCCCUGAAGGCCAGCCCGGCUAGCCUUUACAUCUCGGGGGCUCCUGGCACCGGGAAGACCGCAUGCCUCAAUGGUGUGCUACAGGAGAUGAAGGAUGAGCUGAAGGAUAUCAAGACGGUGGUGAUCAACUGUAUGACCCUGCGCAGCUCCCAUGCAAUCUUCCCCCUGCUGGCUGAGAAGCUGGGGACCUCUGGGGGCCACACAGACGCCAAGCUGCGGAAACUGCUCACCAGCGCAGGACCCAGUGUUCUCCUGGUUCUGGACGAGAUGGACCAGUUGGACAGCAAGGCCCAGGAAGUUCUCUACACGAUCUUCGAGUGGCCCUAUCUGCCCAAGUCUCGCCUCUCUCUCAUCGGCAUCGCCAACGCCCUGGACCUGACUGACCGCAUCCUCCCCCGGCUGCAGUCGCUGCCUCACUGUCGCCCCCUGCUGUUACACUUCCCUCCGUACAGCCGCCAGGAGCUGGCCGCCAUCGUACAGGACAGACUGGCCCAGGUGUCCGGCGAAGGUCUGCUGGACGCCACGGCCGUGCAGUUCUGCGCCAGGAAGGUGUCCGCCGUGUCGGGGGACGCGCGCAAAGCUCUGGACAUCUGCAGGAGAGCUGUGGAGAUUGUGGAGUCGGACGAUAGGAAGAACGCCGCCGGCCCAACGGAAGGGGCCAAGGCGUCUCGCGUGAGCGUGCCCCAGGUGGCGCGGGUGCUGUCGGAGGUGUACGGGGACCGGAUGGCCUCGUCGGCGGGAGGGGACGCGGAGAGCUUCCCCCUCCAGCAGAAACUCCUGGUGUGCUGCCUGCUGCUGCUGACCCGCUCCGGCAAGAGCAAAGAGAUCCCCCUGGGAAAGCUCCACGAGGUGCACAGUCGCCUGUGUGCCAAGCGGCAGGUGGGUGGCGUCGGGCAGGGGGAGUGCCUGUCCCUCUGCGGCCUGCUGGAGAGCCGGGGCAUCUUCGCCCUGAAGAAGGCCAAGGAGGCCCGCCUCACCAAGGUGUCUCUGAAGAUCGAGGAGCGGGAUGUGGAGAACGCUCUGAAGGAUCGCACCUUGCUCGGCAGCAUUCUGACCGCUGGCCUACCAUGACCUUUGACCCCUGUCACGACAGACAUUCCACCUCCUAACAAAGUCAGAUAUGUAUUUAUUUGUGCCGAAGUUGUGCGCAUAAUUGUAUAUUUUUUUUAAAAAUUGUUUUAGGAUUUUUCUUUUUUGUCCACAACCAGGAUGAUUGGAAAGGCAGAUUUUGUUUUUGCCGUGUUUAAAUUGGGACAAUGGGAACAUUGCAUGUUCAGCCCGUAUGAACAGCUACUUUUAACUUGAGCUAAGAUGUUCAAAUGUUUUUAUUUGAUGAAAACUGUAUGUAUAUCUUAUGUUGUAAUAAAAUGAACAUACAAACAUUAUUUUUAAACAGUUAAAUGACUUUAAGAGGCCAACUU